Empidonax traillii (willow flycatcher) is the source of this 1431-nucleotide messenger RNA. It is a transcript of the gene PON2, whose product is annotated as paraoxonase 2. Gene Ontology annotation, molecular function: arylesterase activity. Gene Ontology annotation, cellular component: extracellular region. Lineage: Eukaryota; Metazoa; Chordata; Aves; Passeriformes; Tyrannidae. The record is from RefSeq and is a predicted model, not a curated record. The transcript has 9 exons. The coding region runs from base 54 to 1139 and encodes 361 amino acids.
GCGGCGGGGCGGGACGGGACGGGACGCGGCGGAGCCCGGAGCGGAGAGCGGCCAUGGGGAAGCCGCUGGUGGUGGCUCUUGUCGGGAUAGCGGCAGCCCUGGCGGCGGAGCGGCUGCUGGCCCUUCGGAACAGACUCAAUGCUUCACGGGAAGUAGCCCCAGUAAUGCUCCCGAACUGCCGGCUCAUUAAAGGAAUUGAAGCUGGUUCCGAAGACAUUGACAUACUUCCCAAUGGACUAGCCUUCAUCAGCUCUGGCUUGAAAUAUCCAGGAUUAACGAGCUUUGCUCCAGACAAGCCAGGUGAAAUAUUUCUGAUGGAUUUGAAUGAAGACUAUCCCAGGGCAGUGGAACUGAGAAUCAGCCGAGGGUUUGAUCUGUCGUCAUUUAACCCUCAUGGAAUCAGCACCUAUAUAGACAAAGAUGACACCGUGUACCUCUUUGUUGUGAACCAUCCCCAUCAGAAGAGCACAGUAGAAUUGUUUAAAUUUGUAGAAGAUGACAAUUCUCUUUUACACCUGAAAACCAUUCGACAUGAUCUUCUGACAAGGUAUGGGACCCACGUACUGUCUUUCUCCAGAACAGGCUGCUUUGGUGAAAUCCAGUGUAUGGUGAUUUUUGGUUAUUAUUAUUAUUAUAUUAUAUUAUAUUAUAUUAUAUUAUAUAUAUAUAUUAUAUAUUAUAUUAUAGUUUACUACAGUCCAAAAGAAGUUAAAGAAGUAGCAGCUGGCUUUUAUUCAGCAAAUGGAAUCAACAUUUCACCUGAUAGAAAGUACAUCUAUGUUGCAGAUGUAUUUGAUCAUAAUGUCCAUGUUAUGGAAAAACACACUAACUGGAAUUUAACUCAUGUGAAGACGUUGCAGCUGGACACUCUGGUUGAUAACUUGUCUAUUGAACCUCACACUGGAGACAUCUGGACAGGAUGUCAUCCCAAUGGGAUGAAGCUGUUCUACUAUGAUCCUGAAAAUCCUCCUGCCUCUGAGGUUCUGCGCAUCCAGAACAUCCUGUCAGAGGAGCCUGUGGUGACCCGUGUCUACGCCGACAACGGCUCUGUGCUGCAGGGGAGCUCAGUGGCAUCCAUCUACGAGGGAAAACUGCUCAUUGGCACAGUCUUCCACAGAGCUCUCUACUGUGAGCUAUAGCUCGCCAUGGGUAAGAUCUACCGCAGCGGAAAGGAUUUAAUUCCUUGGGAACUCAGUUUCUGCUAGAUUUGCUAACAACAAGACUGUUCCAAUAAAGGUUAACUGCAGUAAUGGAGAUGUAUUUUAGCCUUCCUCUCCAAAAUGAGACUUCUAUGCAAUAGCAAAGGAAAUGGAACUGAAGGUGAGAAAUUAGUUUCUUUUGUAAUGAGGAGGACCCUAUAUCAGUAACAAAGGGUAACCUUGAAAUUGAGUUUCAGAUUGCAGAUGACUAAACUGUCAGACACAGAACUCA